AUGCAGAUAUUCGUGAAAACCUUAACAGGGAAAACCAUAACCCUUGAUGUUGAAAGCAGCGACACCAUCGACAACGUCAAAGCCAAAAUUCAGGACAAAGAAGGUAUCCCACCAGACCAGCAACGUUUGAUCUUUGCAGGAAAGCAGCUUGAAGAAGGCCGUACUCUUGCUGAUUACAACAUCCAGAAAGAAUCAACUCUUCAUUUGGUGUUGAGGCUUAGGGGAGGAUACCCACGCAAGCAUUGUAAGAAAAUGCAGAUUUUCGUGAAAACCUUAACAGGGAAAACCAUAACCCUUGAUGUUGAAAGCAGCGACACCAUUGACAACGUCAAAGCCAAAAUUCAGGACAAAGAAGGUAUCCCACCGGACCAGCAACGUUUGAUCUUCGCCGGAAAGCAACUUGAAGAUGGCCGUACUCUUGCUGAUUACAAUAUCCAGAAAGAGUCGACUCUUCAUUUGGUGUUGAGGCUUAGGGGAGGAAUGUUCAAGAGUGAUUGGAAAUCGAUUGAACCUUCUUUGCUUGAAUUGGCUAAGAAGUAUCGCCAUUACAAGAACAUUUGCCGCAAGUAA
Erigeron canadensis is the source of this 570-nucleotide messenger RNA. RefSeq names its product polyubiquitin. Gene Ontology annotation, molecular function: ubiquitin protein ligase binding; protein tag activity; structural constituent of ribosome. The coding region runs from base 1 to 570 and encodes 189 amino acids. The record is from RefSeq and is a predicted model, not a curated record. The transcript has 6 exons. NCBI's taxonomy places the organism in Eukaryota, Viridiplantae, Streptophyta, Magnoliopsida, Asterales, Asteraceae. Gene Ontology annotation, cellular component: ribosome; cytoplasm; nucleus. Gene Ontology annotation, biological process: protein ubiquitination; translation; modification-dependent protein catabolic process.